AUGCAUGUUCAUACAAAUGAUAAACCGUAUGAAUGUAAAAUUAAUGGUUGUCGCAAAUCAUAUACACACCCUUCUUCACUUCGAAAGCAUUUAAAGGUACAUUGUAAAAGUGGACAAUGCUUAUCACCAGAUUUAGAUGAUAGUGGCGGUGAUAAUGGACAAACAAAUAUUAGCAAUGAUAAUGCUAAUACUUCUUCAACAAUAACACUAUCUGGUCUCUCUUCUACAGAACAAUCAUUUCAAUUAGCUCAAGAUUCUCAUCGCUCAUUAUUUCUAAAUCCGAUCAAUCAACAAUGUUUUCCAAGGUUUUCAACAAAUAAUCCAACGAUGCAUGGUGGUUUUGUUGCGCCUAAUCCGUAUCAAACUUCAAACACAACAAUGAUGUCAACAAAUGGAAACUUUCAACUACCUGAUUUUAAUGUUUAUACACAUUUUUCACCAAAAAUGUCCAUACCGUAA
Brugia pahangi is the source of this 459-nucleotide messenger RNA. NCBI's taxonomy places the organism in Eukaryota, Metazoa, Nematoda, Chromadorea, Rhabditida, Onchocercidae. The record is from the annotation of a GenBank genome assembly.